AUGGCGGUGGAGGUGGUGGUGGAGGAGGUGGUGGGGCCGGUGGCGGAGGUGGCAGAGGUGGUGGCGGAGGUGCUGCGGAGCUAUUUGAUGGCCGUUGAGGGGCUGGGUCGUAAGAGCGUCGCAUGCAUCGUGUUGCUGGCACUGCAUGGAAAGGAGUUCCCGGUGGACAUCAAUGUCGCACGUGUAUUUGCUCGACUGGGGUGGAUCCCAAUCGAGGCGGAAGCUACUCUGGAGCAGUUGGAUUCGUACCCCCAGGAGCCCGAGGUUCACAAGUACCUGCGAAGCCGUCUGAUGCACUUUGACCUGGAGACCCUGUACGAACUACAUUACCAAUCCAUAACACUUGGCAAGCUAAACCCAGCUGAGCCGGGUAUCGUUCUACAGCCCCCCCCAACACCACCACCACCGCCAGCACCGCUGUCUCAGCAGCCGCCAUCGGAAGUGAUGCACCCUUCGAGUCCUAGCCCGCCGCCGCCACCAGCGGCAUCGCAAGGGCGGCUGCUACAGCCGCCGCCACCAGCGGCAUCGCAAGGGCGGCUGCUACAGCCGCCGCCGCCAGCUCCACCACUCCUGUUGAGCGCUCCAGUGGCACAGACCUCCGACCUGGUGGAGCAGCCAGCCGCGGCGGCUGUGCCGGCCCAGGCCUCGGCCCCGGGUUCGACCGGUCAGGUGUUCGGAGUCCGGAAGCGCGCGAGGGUGAUGGGGAUGAAGAGCCAGGCGGACGAGGCGGCAUCAGCCGGGGGAGUUAGGUUUCCCGGAGAUGCCGACACAGUAGCUGCGGCGGCAGCGGCAGAUCCGCCGUACGAGGCUGCGUCUACGGAGGAGGACGAGGAGUAUCGGAGAGGCGCGGCGGUCGUGGAGGUCAAGGGGGCGGAGGUAGCGACGAGACGGAGGAAGGAAAGGACGCCGUCAUUAGCGCCGCCGGCGCCUGUGACGGAGGCGGCGGCGGAGGUGGAGGUGGAGGCAUUAGCCCGGCAGCAGCAACAACUCCGGAGAUUGGAGUUUGAGAGGCUGCUACACGGGCUCCAAGACCAAAGUACGGCCAGCUGGAAUGGUACGGCAGCUGUCAGCCACGUCAGCCAAGACGUGUCUGCUGCUGCAGUGUCCGAUGCACCGAUGUAUGUCUCUGCGGACGGUAUGUUGGUCGCUGACAAGAUCGCUGCCAAUGCCACAGCUGCCGCCGCUGCGGCGUCGGCGUCGGCGUCGGCGUCGGCGGCUGGGGCUUCCUCGGUGACUCCAAGUACGGCGCCGACGCCUCCGGAGCUGGCACCUGCACCCGAGUACGCGGCCAUAGCCACGAUGGCAUCGGAGCGCGGCGAUAUGGACUCUACGCCUCCUCACCCAGCGGUGGAAGUAAAGGCUAGGUCAUCAGUGAGCUCGUGGAGUCGCCGACCCGGACCUCCCGACGCCUCCGACGCCGAUGAUGAAGCCGCUGACGAUGUCCAUGACGCUGAAGUCGACGGCGGCGGCGACGGCGACGCCGAAGCUAACGCCGACGCCGACGUCUCUGCUCCCAUACCUGUGGGCCCUCCUGAAGUGGCCUCAGCUCCGGAAGGUGCUCCAGGGGUGGUUGACGAGUUCCAGACGCCCCUGGUUGUGGGGGGCCAAGAUUGUGAGCCGGUACAUAAUGGCGGUGGUGUUGAAGCGCUGCAGAUGGGGUUCAGUGAGACGGUGGCGGCGACGCCAGCAGCAGCGGCGGCGGCGGUGGUGGAAGGUGAAGGCGUUGCGGUGUCGCUUUCGUUGAACAGAUCGUCGUCGCCGUCAGCAGCGGCUCCGUUGAGGAAGCGGAAAGGGAGACUUGGUAAUGUUGAUGACGGCGACGGCAGCGGCAACGGCGGCGAUGACAUGUGUUUUGGCGGAGGGCAGGCCGCACUGCCACGACGGCAGUUGUCCCCACCUAUUGGCCGUGCCCGUUUCGGCUGUAGUGGUGUUGGCGAGGGUGCCUGUGCCGAUGAAGGUGGUGGCGAGGUAACAGAGCGCAGCCCCCGGGGACGGAAGCGCACUCGCAAUGCACCCUCGUCUGCUACAGAGGGUCCCGUCCUCGUCAAGGAGGUGGAGGAGGAGAUGACGGUGGCGCCGGCUGCUGCGGCGGCGAUGACGGAGGAAGCGCUACACGGCGAGAAAGCAGAGGCGGCAGUUUCAGCAGCAGCUGCAACAGCAGCAGCGGCGGAUACAUUGGGGGAUUCUGUGAUGGCGGAUCCAGGACUGGAUUCGCCAGUGGUGAUGGCAGCGGCGGUCCGUACACCCCUGCUGUACACUGACGACGACGCCGUCAUGGCGACCGUACGCCGUACACUGUGCAACGAUGGCGUUAUUGCGGUUGCUGAAACCGGCGCCGCCGCCACCACCGCCAGCGAUCCAGACCUCCUGGGACAUGGGGCUAUCUCGGGCUUCCGCCUGCUUGAGGAAGGGGUGGCAGCGGCGGCGCCAGGACUGGGAGCUUCCGUGCCGCUGGGCUUCUGCGUACGGCAGGAGGUCGCCGGUGCUGCCACUGUACGGCAACGAUACUUGGAGCUCAGUGUCGCCGUACACCCGGACAAGUGCCGCCACCCGCGUGCCGCCGAUGCUUUCGCCGCCCUUACGCGCGCACUCACCACUGUACGGCGGGCUGUGGACGCCGCUGCCGCUAUCAGGGCCCCUGCACCUGCUCUGUGGGCCAGCGCCACGGAGCCGACGACCCACGGGUCAUCAGAUGGCUGUACAGGAGCUACAGGCGCUGCGCACACGGAGGGACCACUUUCGAAAGGCAGCUGCGGCGGCGGCGCUGACGGCAGUGGCGGUGCCGCUGCCGGUACGCUAGACCCGCCCAUGUACAUCAUCGAGCCAGACGGCACCAUCCGCAUUCCAGCAGCUGCCAAGACACCGCGGAGAGGCGCUGUGGGGCACAUGGGGGCGGCUCCGCCCGUUCAGGACCAUGACGCAAGUGGUGGAGGGGCUGCGGCCCCCGGUGAUGGCACUUGGGGCAGGGGAACCAACGGCAUCAACGGCAGUCGUACGGCUAUCGUGCGCCAUACGGCGGAGAAGCGCACGCGGCGUCGUGUUCUGGCGCUCAAGAUCUCGGACGACGUGAUCCGGGCCAUCGCACCGGAGCUGCCCUGGCCGCCGGCAUCUUCGCAUGCUGCUGUUCAACAGCAGCAGCAACAACAACAACAACCGUCCACGGACACGGAGAGUGACGAUAUGCCGUACAUGCUCGUCCUACUAGAGCCGUUGGCCGUUGGAACCUCGUCCCACACGGUAUCAGCUGCAACAGCGACUGCUGCCCUAGCGCUCAGCACGGCCCCAGUCUUCUCUGCGGGGGCUGCUAAUACGGGAAUUGCCGCCGCUGCUCCUUUGGGCUUUGCUGGCACUGGCAUUGCCCCUGCCGACGCUGCUGUUGCUGCUACUGCUGGUGCUCGUGCCGCUACUGCUACGGCCUUUCCCGAGGGUGGCCGGCGGUGGCCAAGCAGAAGGGGACUCGAAGCGGAGAAGGUGCCGUAUUCGCGGCUUCAAACCCAGCAGCACCAGGCCUCCAAGCCAGGGGCCCGCACCGCCGCCGUCACUGUCGCCGCGGCGAAGGUGACAGCCAGAUCGACGGCGACGGCGGCGGCAGGACCCCAGGAGCCCCUCUGGCGGGUGGCGUCACCGGAGGUGGCGGCGCUGCCGGCGCUGCGGCGCUUGAGACAGUUAAUGGUGGCGGCGGAGAAUCGACCCAUGGGUCGGUUGUCGGCAAGAAACGGCAUGGACGAGGGUGAUCCUUCGCAAAUGGAGCGCACGGAGGCAGGGGCCCCCGCGGCCGAGGCCACAGCAUUGUGGAACAUGGAGCUGCGCGCUGCAGUACUGAUGCCUUGCCGCGUGGCGCUGCGGGGAGGGUUUCCCCUGAAUGGCACUUACUUCCAAACUAACGAGGUAUUUCUAGUCGAGCACACAGCCCAACAGCCGCUGCGGCUUCGACUGGGACAACUGCUGGGGAUUGGGGUUGAAGCAGGGCUAGCAGCUUUGGAACCGCCAUCGCCGUCGUCGCUACCAACGCCGUCGUUACCGCAAAAUGAUGCGGUAGAGAUGGCUGCUGCGUUUGGGCCGACCAUUGUACCUAGGGAAGUACGGCAUGAGUGUACGGCUGUGUACUUUGGCCAUGCCACGUCGAGCAUCACGCGCGACAUGACGGCUGCUGAAGUGGCGGAGCUGUUCGAGGAGGGAGCCGUGUGCGUGCGCGCAUUUUGCUUAUUUACAGGUAAUCCAAGACCGAUUCCGGCUUUCCUAGGGGCGCCAUCUGCUGGCCGAGGGCCAAGAGCUGGAGCCCGUCGAAGCGCGAUUGAAGCCGGCCUUGCAGAGGAGAGCGCAGAAUAA
Molecule: messenger RNA, 4329 nt
Organism: Volvox carteri f. nagariensis
Lineage: Eukaryota; Viridiplantae; Chlorophyta; Chlorophyceae; Chlamydomonadales; Volvocaceae
Exons: 17
Coding region: 1-4329 (1442 amino acids)
Biological process (GO): DNA repair
Molecular function (GO): DNA demethylase activity; DNA N-glycosylase activity
Source: RefSeq, a predicted model, not a curated record